Messenger RNA from Microthlaspi erraticum, 663 nucleotides. Lineage: Eukaryota; Viridiplantae; Streptophyta; Magnoliopsida; Brassicales; Brassicaceae. The record is from the annotation of a GenBank genome assembly.
AUGGCACUCCCUCCUUAUGAUCCAAAGUUCACAAUGGCAUGGGGAAAGAAAACCUUAGAUUAUGAGUUUGACCAAGACCACGAUGAGACUGAAUCUGCUGCUAUCGUAGCGGCUGAGCUUAUCAGCUCGGCAAGGCAUGCAGCGAAGCUGGACAGUGAGCGUACUGAGUACUCAGCUCGAUAUCUGGUGGACAACGCCGCUGGUCAGAACCUCACAGUCAGGAAAUGCCUCGAGUUCGCGUUGAAGAACGGCAUACCGAAAGCAGAGGAUUGGCCACUCUUGAAGCCCCCACCGUCCUACAAACCUGAUCUCGUUUCCCUGAGAGGAGAAGUCGUUGAGCAUGAGGAUUUGGAGGAAGUACAUGCGCUGCUGAAGCAUCAAACGGUUGGAGCAAAGCUGCAUGUGUUUCAACAAAAUGCAAUCUACUGUGGCUCGUCAGGAGAGACAGCCAAGUAUGUUGGACUUAGAGAUGGGAUCGUGGAAGGAGUGGAGAAGUUCAAGGGGAAGUCAGUUGCGAGAGUUAAGGUUUGGUACAAGAAGAAGUUUAUCACUGUCAAGGUGGCUUUGAGCAGGGUGUUUUACGACCCCUGGGAAUUGGGCCUACGGUUCUGCUUGUUGACUUUUUUGUCCCACGCCUAUCCGUCUGAGAUUUUAUCUAUCUAG